Phascolarctos cinereus (koala) is the source of this 8945-nucleotide messenger RNA. It is a transcript of the gene SORCS2, whose product is annotated as sortilin related VPS10 domain containing receptor 2. The record is from RefSeq and is a predicted model, not a curated record. Gene Ontology annotation, molecular function: protein binding. NCBI's taxonomy places the organism in Eukaryota, Metazoa, Chordata, Mammalia, Diprotodontia, Phascolarctidae. Gene Ontology annotation, cellular component: membrane.
UCCUCAAUGAUUUUAAAGACAGUAAAGGGGUUCUGAAGCCAAACAAAUUUAAGAACUGUUGCCGUAAGGAAAAGUGUUACUGUUUGUGUCUGUGUGUCAUGUGUUAAUAGUCACCUUUGUCAAUUUAAGCUAAUAGCACAACUUCUGGUUAUUAUGUCUUUAAGGGUUUAACAAGUAUUUUUGAUGUUUGCUUUAGAGUCUUUUCAUUCUAACUCACAACUUAUUAAAUACCUCCUAUGUCCAAAGCUACAUAGAAAUAAAGUGGAUAGAAUGCUGGGCUUGCAAUCCAGAUGACUUAGAUUCAAAUUCCUCCCCGCCCACAUUUACUAGUUGGGUGCCACUCUGCCCAACCUCCAUUUCUCUAACAAGUCUCUUAACUUUUCUGUGCUACAAGCAAUUCCCCAGGGCUUAACUCUUUGAUCCCUAUUGAUGAAAGGAGUCUCUGCAUCAGGAGUUUCUUAUAUUGGUAAAAUCACAGAUCCUCUGUACAUUCUCAUAUAUCCAAGGAACUCUGCUUGGCACUGAGGAAUCAGAGAUUAAAACAAACCCCCCUCAAAAAACUGCACAGUCCUUUCUGCCCUCAGGUAACUUAGAGUCUGCCUGAUGGGUGAAGGGGAGAUCUAGCAUAAACACUGAUUAGGAUGCUACGAGGUAGAAUGUCAUGGGGCAAAGGAGAGAUUCAGCCAGAGUAUUCUAGGAAACAUUGAGCAGGGUUAAAGAUUCACAUUGGGAAUCUAUACAAUUUGAACAUUGUCACAUUUAUACAGAUAAAUUAAUCUAUCAUCACUAGAGACUUCCAAUAAUUAAAAAAUCCUGAAAUUUUAAUGAACAAAUGUUAUGAUUAAAAGGUGAGAAGUGAGAGGUUUUUUAAAAAAUCACUUUGGGGUUUAUGGGAAUUAUCAAACACAGACAGAUGAGUGUCUGUUCUUUCAGUCUGAAAUCCUUUCUCAGUCAGUAAUCUGAGCACCUCAUAUCCACAGUACACCCUCAUCUGGGGAUAUCUCACUGAGGGUUGGAGGGCAGGAAAGGAGUGAGGCUUGCAAAUUCCUUUCUGACCCUUCUGCUCGGCAGGUAAGUCUCAGGCUUUGUUUUCCCUUUCUUAACCUUACUCAUAUUGUGGCUCAUGGUUGGGUUUUAAUAUUUAUCAGGGAUGCUUGAAGUGCCAGACGCAGAACACAGAGCAAACAUAUGACACCACUUCCCUCCCCAACACAUAAUUACCUGCCUGUUGCAUCCAUCCAUUCUACAAAUGUCACACACACAGAGUGUGUGUGUAUGUGUGUCAGGGACUCAUUUGACCAGACAAUAAAACCUCACUUGUAUCUUCACUAUGAUUUCAAUUGUUAAGUUGCUGCUCCCCACUAUAGACUUUUUUCAGACAACUUAUAAUGUUUUAAUUAAUUCCUCUUUCCUUCAUUUUGGGGGGUUCUUGCAGAAAAUAACCAUGUGUAUUUCCUUUCUUCCUUCCUCCCACUUAUAGUGAAGAUAGUAUUAGCUAAACUCAUUCACUACCCUAGUCUUAAAAUCAGGUGACCUGGAUUUGAUUCCAGCCCUAGCACUUGCUGGCUUUGACCCUGGACAAAUCAUUUACCCUCCCUGAAACUCAAUUACCUCACCCUAAAAGGGGAUAAAAAUUUCACAGCCUACCUCAUAGAAUGGUUGUGUGGAAAACACUUUGUAAACUUCAAAUUGCUAUAGAAAUUGGCUUAUAAUUAUUAGCAAUAGUCACAAACAAGAAUCAUCUGGUGUAUAUUAGUGGAAAGGGCCUGGGGAUGAAAGUUAGAAUAAUUGGGUUCUAAUCCCAGCUCAACCACUGGUCUACCAUUGACCCUAAACUAAUCAGUUCAAUUCAACAGGCAUUUAUUAAGCAGCUACUAUGUUCAAUUAACCUCUCUGUCCUUUGGCUUCCUCAACUAUCAGUACCUGGCACACAGUAGGUAGUUUUUUUGGGGGGUUGAUUUGAAUUGGAAAUGCAGAUAAUAUUGCCUGCUCUAUCUACCUCAUUUUAUUUAUUCGGAUGGAGUGAGUCAGAAGAAACCGAGACAGCCCUCCACCAUGUAGUGUGGAACCCGUGACAAACUUUUGGGGCACAAGAUUUGAACAGGAUAGGCAGGCUUGGAUGGGUAAGAGAGAACUCCAGAACUGAUGAGAUCACAGAUCCACUUGGGUUUUUAAGAGAAUAUAGUGAGAUAAAAGAUAUGAUGGUGCUUUAAAAUAAGGCAUUGAUAUUUUUAGUUUGAAUAGCUGUGAGAGAGUAUGAGUAUGAUGAACAUAGGGAAGGGGGCAUGAAGGGGCCAGCGAGAGAAUUCUUCACUGUCUGGUGGAUCAAGUAAAAGUUAAAGUGGUUAGAGUGACAUUAAUCAACCUAACAAGGAUUUACUGAGGUUUAAGGUAUGUUUUAGCCCAAUGCUGAACUCUGUGGCAGAAUCAGAAGACACGGUCACUCUUUUCAGUGAUCUUAGUUUUCUGUGGAUCAAGUGGAGAGAAAACUAAUUACAUUAUGCAGUUUAGAGCUCAGAGGUGGACUGCUCUGGUGCUACCAGCUUAGAUUCCAUCCACCAUAGUAAUUCAAUCAGGACCUUAGGAAGGUCUGCUCCAGGUGACACCCUUCCCAGAUCCCUCCCUCCAUCUUUCUCAUGGCCUUUCUAGCAACCUCUGCUUUGACUGAGGUACCUCUCCCAUCUCUCUAAUGCCAGAUGCCUCUUCACAUUUCUAUGUGCUCCCUCUUUCCUUCCUCCCUCAGGCCUUAGGUUUAACCUUUCAGUCUGAGUGGUUGAUGGAUUAGAACCCAAGUGGCUAAUAUACAUUUGGGGAGUCAGAAACAAAGAAUAUUACAGAGCUUUGGAUAAAAUGCCUUAUCCAAUUUAGAGAGAGGUAGAAAAGUAUGGUUAUGUUGGAGAAGAAAUGCCCCAUGACUUCAAAAGAUUCAUGUAUAUUGACUUUGAAGAGAGACCUUGGAGCCUCAGACAGUAUAGAUUCUCCAACUCUAUGAAAUGUUUGAGGGUUAACCCCUGCCUUCUGAUGUAUCCCCUCCUCUCUAUGGAGACUGGGCUUUCAGAGCUCCUGGGCCCAAAUCCAACUUUUGAGGUUCAUGUACCCAAAUCAUUUUUUAAAAAAGUAAAGAUGCAUGGAAACAGAUCAUAGAGGGAGGCCAUUCAGAUUUUUUUUUCCUGUUUGAAAAGAGGAUUCCAGUGUAAAUGUGCUCAUUAUCAAGGACAUAGCUAUCUUUCCCGGUACAUCUCACUUGGGCUCUGAUACUAGUUCUGACCUACCAUCGAUAUUUGAGAAGAAGAGGUACAUAAUAAAUGUUUGUUGAAUUGAAUUGAAAAUGCAUCAAAACUGAAAUGAAAAUUGCCUUAUACUGAUAACAUAAUUUUCUUUAUCCUGAUGAGAAUGGAGUAAGAGGGAGUUAAGGAAAACCUCUAUUGUGAAAGAGGACCUCUAUUCAAAACCCUCCUUACAUUUAACACCUGUAUGACUCGGCAAAUCACUUAGCCUUCUUGGGUCUCAGACUGUAAAAUGAGGUUUGGAGGUCCUUUUCAGCUGGAGAUGUUCAAUCUUCUCUGCCAUUAUCCUUUUUGAGCUUCAGUUUAGUUUUCUGUAAAAUGGACUGCCUACCUCAUAGCUCUGUGAAGAAAGUACUCUGUAAACCUUAAAGUGCUAAAGAAAUAUGAGCUAUCACUACUACCAAUAACAAGUUGGUGAGACCAUUCAACAGCUGUGAUUCAGUAGCUGAUUCCUGUAGAUUUUUAUCUACUUCCUUACUCUUCCUGACUCCCCUCUGAGUUUGUGACUCAGCCCUAAUUGUCUUCUUGGUCCUUCUCCUCUUUGGCUGUAGCCAGAGCAACAGAGUAUUUACUCAAUAUAGAGGAGGAAUAGUGUCAUGAGAAGAGGCCUGGUUUAGAGUCCUGGGUUCUAGUCUGUAUUCUGCCACUUGCUGUGUGACUUUGGGUAAGUGGACUGCCCUCUCUGGCCUUAGUGUCUUCCUCUGUCAACUGGAGCUUUACCUCACAGGAAUCUUGAGCCUUUUGUAAACGUGAAGGAAAGGCUUAUAGAAAUAAAUUAUGAUUCCUCUUGACUGCUUUUUGGAUGCUGGGAAGCCCAAGUCCCACUUGGUGAGGCCGGCAGAUGGCGAUGCGUCUCCUUGACUCAGCCUGGAGCUCCCAAGCAAGUUGUGGCUCCUAUGUAAAUCCUCGCUUUGGUUACAAACCCUCCUCCCUCCCUCCCCUCCUCCUCCCGUCUCCCUCUCGCGCUCUCUCGCUCUCCAGCUUUCUCUCCCUCCUUCCUUCCCUCCUGCCCUUCCUCCUAGGGUUGUGUAUCUGUCUUACAUUCCCAUCCCAGCCUGUCACUAUCGCAUCAGAAGAAGAUCAUGGCGCAAAGGGGGACACCCCAGUUUCGGACGCGAACCCUCCCGGAGGGGAGAGCCCGGAGCCCCGGAGCGCAGCUGCUGUCGCCACCGCUGCUGCUACUGCUGCUGCUGCUGUUGCUGCUGCUCUGUACCUCGGGGGCUGCGCUGCGGUGCCCAGAGCUGGGGGGCGAAGGUCCCUGCUCUUGGGUGACCCGGUCUGGAAGAAGCCCUCUGGAUCAGUCCCUCCUUGGUGGUGGCGGUGAUGGUGAUGGUGACGGCGGCGGGGAGCCGGAGGCAGGCGCGGACCUGAGCGCACUCAGUAUCGGGGAAGGAGGCGACCCAGCUGCUUGGAAGAGUCGCUCUCGGAGAGCCGCGGCGGCGGCUGGAGCAUUCCCCAGGGCGCAGGUCUCUCUGAUCAGCACCUCGUUUGUGCUCAAAGGGGAUGCAACCCACAACCAGGCGAUGGUGCACUGGACCGGCGAGAACAGCAGCGUAAUUUUGAUUCUGACCAAGUAUUACCAUGCUGACAUGGGAAAGGUGCUGGAGAGCUCUCUGUGGAGGUCAUCAGAUUAUGGGACCUCAUACACGAAACUCAACUUACAGCCAGGCAUCACUACGGUGAUUGACAACUUCUACAUAUGCCCCACAAACAAAAGAAAGAUAAUUCUCGUAAGCUCAUCUCUUAAUGACCGGGACCAGAGCCUUUUCCUGAGCACCGAUGAAGGGACCACCUUUCAGAAACAGCUCAUCACAUUCUUUGUUGAAACUCUGAUUUUCCAUCCUAAAGAGGAGGAUAAAGUGGUUGCCUAUACUAAGGAGAGCAAGGUCUACUUAUCAACUGACUUGGGAAAGAAAUGGAUCCUGCUUCAAGAACGAGUGACUAAAGACCGUGUUUUCUGGGCUGUGGCUGGAGUAGAUGGGGAACCAGAUUUGGUUCAUAUGGAAAUCCAAGAUCUCAGUGGAGGUUUCCGAUAUGUCACCUGUCAGUCUCAGAAUUGCUCUGAUAGAACACCCACGAUUCCAUUUGCCAGCAGCAUUGACCACAAUUCCUUGACUGUGCAGGACGACUACAUAUUCUUUAAGGCAACAACAGCAAAUCGGACUAAAUACUACGUAUCUUAUCGACGCAAUGAAUUUGUUCUGAUGAAGCUACCAAAGUAUGCACUGCCCAAGGACUUGCAGAUUAUCAGCACUGAUGAAAAUGAGGUAUUUGUGGCUGUCCAAGAAUGGUACCAAACAGACACGUACAACCUUUACCAGUCAGACCCACAGGGUGUAUACUAUUCAAUUGUGCUUGAGAAUGUAAGGAGCACGAAACAACCGGAAGAGAAUGUCCUGAUCGAUAUCCUGGAGGUCAGAGGGGUGAAAGGAGUCUUCCUGGCCAACCAAAAGAUUGAUGGAAAGGUCACAACACUGAUAACUUACAACAAAGGCCGAGACUGGGAUUAUCUGACUCCGCCUGCCACUGACAUGAAUGGCAAACCCACCAACUGCAAACCUCCUGACUGCCAUCUUCAUCUUCACCUCCGAUGGGCAGACAAUCCGUAUGUGUCAGGGACUGUGCAUACUAAGGACACUGCACCUGGUCUGAUCAUGGGAGCAGGUAACCUGGGCUCUCAGCUGGUGGAAUACAAAGAAGAAAUGUAUAUCACAUCUGACUGUGGAAAUACUUGGCGUCAGGUCUUCGAAGAGGAACACCACAUUCUAUACCUGGAUCAUGGUGGAGUGAUUGUGGCUGUCAAAGAUACAUCCAUCCCCUUGAAAAUACUCAAAUUCAGCAUUGAUGAGGGUCAUACUUGGAGCACACACAAUUUCACCAGCACUUCAGUCUUCGUGGAUGGACUGCUAAGUGAGCCGGGGGAUGAGACUCUGGUGAUGACAGUCUUUGGUCAUAUAAGUUUCCGUUCAGAUUGGGAGCUGGUGAAGGUGGACUUCAGACCCUCUUUUCCCAGGCAAUGCACUGAGGAUGAUUAUGACUACUGGAAUCUCACCAACUUACAGGGCAAUCGUUGUAUCAUGGGCCAACAGAGGAGUUUCCGGAAAAGGAAGACCACAUCAUGGUGUAUCAAGGGGCAGAGCUUCACAUCAGUGUUCACAUCCAGUGUGUGCAAGUGUUCAAGCUCAGACUUCUUUUGUGAUUAUGGGUUUGAACGAUCAGCACCUUCAAAAUCAGAAGCCAAAAAGUGUUUUGCAAACUUCUGGUUUAAUCCUGACUUGCCUCCUGAAGACUGUGUGUUGGGGCAGGCGUACACUAGCAGCCCAGGGUACCGGAAAGUGGUAUCUAAUGUCUGUGAAGGUGGUGUGGACCUGCAGCAGUAUGUGUUCCAGCAUCAGUGUCCCCUGACAGCCCCCAGAGGAUUGCAAGUCAGCAUCAAAGGAGAGACAGUUGCUGUGAAGCCAGGAGAGGACGUCACAUUGGUGGUCAGACAGGAGCAGGGGGAUGUCCUAAAUACGAAGUACCUGGUAGACCUUGGUGAUGGUUUUAAGGCUGUCUAUGUCAAUCUCACUGUGACAGGGGAACCUAUCCGGCACCGCUAUGAGAGUCCAGGCAUUUACCGUGUCUUUGUCAAAGCAGAGAACGCUGCUGGGCAUGAGGAAGCUGUGUUGUUCGUUCAAGUAAAUUCUCCUCUACGGGCCUUACACCUCGAAGUGGUUCCUGUCAUUGGAGUGAACCAGGAAGUCAACCUCACUGCCAUUCUGCUACCCCAGAACCCCAAUCUAACAGUCUUCUACUGGUGGAUAGGAAACAACUUGCAGCCCCUUCUUUCUCUGGAUAACAUUCUUGUCACGCGAUUUUCAGAAACAGGUGAAGUCCGAGUGACUGUUCAAGCCUCCUGUGGGAAUUCCAUGCUCCAGGACUCCAAAGUUAUCAGGGUUUUAGAUCAAUUUCAAGUUCUACCCCUGAAGUUUACCAAGCACUUGGAUAUGUACAAUCCCAACAUCCCUGAAUGGAGAGAAGACAUUGGCCUGGUAGUCACCCGCCUCCUUUCUGAGGAAACCAAUAUCCCUGAAGAGUCUCUGCUAACUGUGGUGAAGCCAGGCCUGCCCACAACGGCUGACUUGCAUGUGCUUCUGCCAUCACCUAAACCAAAGAGGAAGAGGAGCAUACCAAGUGAUAAGAGGAUCACAGCCAUUAAGCAAGUCUUGAAUGCCCACAACAUCAGCUUUUUCCUAAGAGGAGGCUUCUGGGUACUCGUGACACUGCGUGACACAGAUUCAGAUUCUCAAAGGAUUGGAGGAGGAGGGGGAUAUUGGGCCCUCAUUGUUCUUUUCCUUAUCUGCCUCUUUGCAGUAGGAGCAUUCAUCCUCUACAAAUUUAAAAGGAAACUACCUGGCAGAACCGUCUAUGCCCAGAUGCACAAUGAAAAGGAACAAGAGAUGACCAGCCCAGUCAACCACAGCGAGGAUACACAGAACAUCAUCCAGGGUGAGGAGUUUAUAGAUGAUGAUGUGGAUUCCCAAACCCUAGGUAACACCAGAGUGACCUCUUCUGAGAGAGGGGGAAGCUUGAGCAGCCACCGAAUCCCCUUAUUGCCGAUGCCAGUCACUGCCCAGUCACAGGUAAUCACUCAGGCGUGGUUCUGAGCAUCAAUUCUCGAGAGAUGCACAGCUACCUGGUUAGCUGAUGUUUGCAGCUGGACAUAAACAUGGAAGACUCUUCUCUGUCUUGUUUCAUUUUCCCCUUCCUCCCUCCAUCCCCGCCCUGGGGAGGUCACAGAAUGGCAAGCAUGGCUAUAACUGAUGUUGGAAAGGGAUCUCCCUGAAAAAGAUGCCCAGAAGAAUGGUCACUGCUGAUGGUCCCCAUUUGAAACAGGACACGUCUCAUCUCAUAUUCACUGGAUGGACUCCAAGCCUGGACCAACUCAAACACAAACUUUGAGAGCAGAUACAUGCAGCUCAUGACACUCCCCAGACUCCAUUCUCCUGGUGUUCACUUCCCCCCAAUAUUUGUGUAUUUGUUCUAAUAUAUUUCAUGCCUAAUGACCCUUAUCAUGGGCAGGUAGUCUCAAAGGCCUAAUUGGAAAUGUCUAGCAACAGAGGAAAGGACCAGAAAGAGGCCUUGCUAAGGGUAGUGAAAUCCCUCCCUGCUAGUUUGACAUUCAGAGUACCUAAGAGAAAACUUGAGAUCUCCUGCUCCCCAAGAGUACAAACCCACCUUGGCUAUCUUCUUCUUCCUCACCAACUCUAUCCUAAAAUAGUGAAUUUCCUUAAACUCUUGGGCCUUGCUCUUAAGUAGGGAAAUAAACUCCAGUAGAAGUCCAAACAUUAACAACUCCCAAUUAUCUUAUGCUUUCAAAUUCCCAAAGUGCUUUUCUCCCAAUAAUCUCAUAAAAUAAAACAUGUGAAUGUGAGUAUCCCCAUUUUAUAGAUGAAGAAACUGGGGCUCAGACAGAUAUCAAUUGCUCAAGCUGUCAUAGCUAGUAAGACUCAGAAUCAGGACUUGAACCCAAAUCUCUGGAGUCCAGGUCCAGUGCUUUUUUUCUUUUUUUCACUAUACCCACCCCUAGUAUCAAAGGGGCAGGUAUGUGGCACAGUGAAUAGAGCACCAGCCCUGCAGUCAGAAAGACCUGAGUUCAAAUGUGACCUCAGAUACUAC